UAGCGAAUCGUCUUCUAAUUGCACGUGAUUCGAAAAUAGGAUAUGACGUAAUACGGAUCGGUGUUAAAGCGUCUAUGCAUCCAGACGUUCAGAAGAUUUCUCUUGACAAACUUUCGGAAAAUAAACAACGUGCUGAUGCUGCUACACGAAUUUCCCCAGAAAGUGGCAAACUUCAGACUUUGUCUGAAAAAUUGAAAAGUCUUCGACAAGAAAUGGAUAAUUUAAUAACUUUACUUCGUACUCCUUCCAAGAUUUUUAUUGUUUUAUUUUCAUUUAUUAAGGCUAGUCUACUUUAAUAAUGUUUUUCAUCAUUUUUUGCAUAGAUGGGACUUUUGGAUGAAGCCGAGAAGAAAAUGCAUGGUAGUAGGUUAGAGGAAAUGAAUGAUCAAAUUGAAGUAGUGCAAAGGUCUUACAAUGAAAGCAUAUUCCAAUAUUUCAAUUCCAAGAAAGAGCGUCUUGGAAUUAGAAGACAUUUGCUUUCUCACGCUCAAAUUAUAUGCUCUACUUUAAACUCUUGUCGGAGUAGAGAAAUGGAGGAGCUUUUUUUGGAGCACCAAGGAAGUUCUCCAUUCCUCUGUUGCAUUCUUGAUGAAGCGUCCCAAUGCACCGAGCCGGAGGCCAUAACGCCACUUGCUUUUGGCAUAACUAAGCUAAUCUUGAUUGGGGAUACAAAGCAAUUGCCAGCAACUGUUCUUUCUAAGGUUGCCCAAAAGAAAGGAUUUGCAUAGUCCCUUUUCAAUCGCUUCUGUUCAACUAGAGAUUUACGUGAUGAAAAUAAGGAUGGUGUCAUUAUGUUGACGACGCAGUACCGAAUGGCUUCAUCCAUAUGCGAGUGGCCUUCGAGGUAUUUCAACGCUGGAAAAUUAGAACUGAUGAGCAUCUUAUAAGGAACGGACCCUGUCACGAGUAUAGGUGAAUUAACCUUUUAAACUGCUUUUACUUCCCGAUUCACAUAUCUUAUCAAGUUUUGGAACCAUUUUAAAAUUGCUAAACGUUGUUGAUGGGCAAGAACUUCCUGAGGAACAAAGCUUUAUAAACCAGCAAGAGGCCGCUGUGGUGGCCAGAAUUGUGAGGUUGUUCGUGGACUCUCCUUUGACCCGUUGGAAAUCUAUUGGCGUUAUCACUUUCUAUAAAAGUCAGAAAUUAUGCAUCAUAGAUCAACUAAAAAAAGUGGGCAUCAAAUCAAAUUGCAGCGCAUCAACAGUAGAUGUGAACACCGUCGACAGUUUCCAAGGGAGAGAGAAAGAUAUAAUCGUCAUUUCAUGCGUCAGAGCAUCAUCACAGGCAGAAGAAAAUCUCGUCGGAGGUAUCGGGUUCAUCACCUCGUUAUCAAGAAUUAACGUAUCCGUAACCCGUGCCAAGGAAACGCAUGGUAAUUUGUGGGCAUUUUCUAACGUUGCAAAGGGAUGGGACCUGGCGGGAUUUGAUCAGCGAUGCUAGUAGUCGAAAUGUUGCUCACGAUGUAAGCAGGCAUUCUUCGUCUGAAGACUUACGUUCUGUACUCAUGCGUGCAGGAGCCAAUGAGUUUACUAUUGUUAAUCAAGUCGUUCAUCAGCAAAUGGUGGCAUCCUUCUCUCGACAGUCUGGGAUGGACUUAAAUUGGUCAUUGAAGUGUUUGAUGGACAGCGGGUGGGUUUACGAUAGUGCCGCCUAUCGUUUCAAUUUGCUCAAAAGAACUUUCAAGAUCCCACUAGCAGCUUUCAUGAAACCUGAGCAACAGCAGCAACAAAUGAUAGCAUCCUUCUCUGAACAGUCUGGGAUGGACUCAAAUUGGUCAUUCAAAUGUUUGGAAGACUGUGGGUGGGAUUACGAUCGUGCUGCAUAUGUUUUCACUGAGCUUAAAGGAAUCUUCAAGAUUCCACUAGCAGCGUUCAUCGAACCCGAGCAACAGCGACAACAAAUAGUGGCAUUCUUCUCUGAACAGUCUGGGAUGGACUCAAAUUGGUCAUUGAAGUGUUUGAUGGACAGCGGGUGGGUUUACGAUAGUGCCGCCUAUCGUUUCAAUUUGCUCAAAAGAACUUUCAAGAUCCCACUAGCAGCUUUCAUGAAACCUGAGCAACAGCAACAACAAAUGGUGGCAUCCUUCUCUGAACAGUCUGGAAUGGACUCAAGGUGGUCAUUCAAAUGUUUGGAAGACUGUGGGUGGGAUUACGAUCGUGCUGCAUAUGUUUUCAUUGAGUUCAAAGCUGCUGGGAAGAUUCCGCUAGAAGCGUUCGUCAAAUAGCUACUCGGUAUGUCGGUGAUAUUUCUCUUGAAUAUUCUUUUAAUUCUGCACUUUGUAAGUUUAAACAUUCAUUCUUAAUAUUUUAUAUUUCGAAAGAAAUUUCCCAGUCGUUCAUAACCAUCAAAUCUAGAAUUGAUGUAUCUUCAUCUACAAACAGUUCCCUGUUACAAAUUAAACCAGAAUACAAGACCUCUGUUUUAAAUCUGAAAGUGAUAUCUACUUUUUUUUAGAUUGCGUGCAGGCGAAUAAGCCACGGCAAGAUGUGAUCAACAAUGCUAUAGUUGUCGCGAUGCUGCGCUCAUGAUAUAACUAGUUUUUCUUCUUCUCGUGACUUAAUUU
Messenger RNA from Daphnia pulicaria, 2563 nucleotides. Its product is annotated as nuclear RNA export factor 1-like. Gene Ontology annotation, biological process: poly(A)+ mRNA export from nucleus. NCBI's taxonomy places the organism in Eukaryota, Metazoa, Arthropoda, Branchiopoda, Diplostraca, Daphniidae. Gene Ontology annotation, molecular function: RNA binding; protein binding. The transcript is spliced from 3 exons. Gene Ontology annotation, cellular component: nucleus. The record is from RefSeq and is a predicted model, not a curated record. Bases 1370 to 2224 code for a protein of 284 amino acids.